Molecule: messenger RNA, 184 nt
Organism: Capsicum annuum
Lineage: Eukaryota; Viridiplantae; Streptophyta; Magnoliopsida; Solanales; Solanaceae
Source: RefSeq, a predicted model, not a curated record
AGGUUCCAAACUUACAGAGGAUACUCAACAGUUCAUUGAUGAGACUCAUAAAAUUUGUAAGGUGAUGCGGGUCCCGGAUAUAGAUGCAGUUGAAUUGGUCACCCAUCGACUGAAAGACGUUGCUGUUGACUGGUAUGAAAUGUGGGUUGAUUCGAGAGGUCAGGAAGCUCUUCCAGCGGUCUAG